CCUUUGAGCGCACAACGUUGAAAAGCUUUCAUAUCCAAUCAGAUAAUCUUUUUUUUAAUAUAUAUUUUUUUGGUGGGGAAAGCUAAAUGCGUUAACUUGCGGGGAAAAAAACAGUUCAGAGAAUUCAUCCGACAAUGUUCUUCCCUCAUAACCUGUGGUUUGUUUCCAGGUCCUCCACUGUGGUUGUUUGUCCAUGUCACUCCUCACAUCAUCUUCUUCCUCCUCCGAAGAAAAAUCUUCCCAAAUUCUCUCGAGAAACCCAGAAAUUUUCAUUCUGAAGCUUUCUCGGGCUGAAAAAUCGCUCCCCCUCAUGGAUUCUGAUUCACAAAGUCGAAACCUUUUCCAAAUCUAGAAGUGUUUCCACAGAUUUUUUAUUCAUGGGUACCUAAAGAACUCCUUUUUCUUACAGCUGUGGCGUCAUUUUCAUUAUGAUCUUUCCUGUGAUUAUUCUUUUGCUUGUGCCUCAUGUUCCUUGGGGUAUCCUUUUCCUUUUUUCUUUUUUCUUUUUUGUUUCCAUUUUCACUUAAUUUAGUUUAAUUUUGUUGUGUCCUAACGCAGAAUCUUCCUUUGGUUAUCUUUUUUUCAGGUUGUGUUUGGGUUUGGGUUUGGCAUCUCUGUCUCUAAUUCCUUAGCGAAGCGUUUGCUCUUUGUUUGAGGUUAUUGUUUGUUCCUCGUGACACUUUACUUCUGUUUUUUUUUUGGUUCUUUCUUACUGGUGAGAAAGCUACUUGCUUCUCUUCCAUUUAUGGUUCUUGUCUCUAAAUGGCUGUCUGGUCUAUUUUUCUUCUUCUGGGCAUCCCAUUUCCUCGAUAAAGUUUGCUCCUGUUCUUGACAAAAUCUCUAGUUUAUGUUGUCUUCUGUGGAAAACACUAUCUGGAUUUAGUUGAACCUGCCAAUGAUUGUUUGUCUUGUUGGCUAACCAGUUUCAUGGAUGUGGAACUCGGCUCGAGGGCUCGGUCUAAUUGCUUGCUGAUCACUUUCUGAGUGAUUUUAGGUGUUUCAGGGACUGUUUUCAGCCAAAUUAUGGCUCAGGUUGCAGUUCUCUUGGCCCUCAUUGUUCUUGGUACUGGGUUAGUUUCAGAAGGAGCUUCCUCUAGGCGUCAUGAUGUUGUAAAUGUCGGAGCUAUCUGCAGUUUAAGCACCACUGAUGGCCGGAUUGCCAAUUUCGCCAUGAAAGCUGCCGAGAACGAUGUGAAUUCCGAUCCUAGCUUCCUCGGCGGCUCUAAACUGAAUAUAACUUUGCACAACGGGAAAACCAGCGGAUUCCUCAGCUUAAUGGGCGCUUUGCAGUUUAUGGAAACUGAUACUGUGGCUAUAAUCGGUCCCCAGACAUCGACAAUGGCUCAUGUUCUGUCACAUCUGUCGAAUGAGCUUCACGUUCCAUUGUUGUCGUUCAUGGCUCUCGAUCCUAGCCUCUCACCUCUUCAGUACCCUUUCUUUGUCCAGACUGCACCCAGUGAUCUUUUUCUGAUGCGUGCCAUUGCCGAGAUGGUGAGUUUCUAUGGCUGGUCGGAUGUGAUUGCAGUCCAUACCGAUGAUGAAGGAAGCAGAAACGGCAUAACAACGUUAGGAGACGAGCUUGAAGAGAGGCGGUCCAAGAUUUCUUACAAGGCGGUUCUUCCAAUCGAUUUAACGCAUUCGGGUUCCCGUAUCAGGGAUGAGUUAGGAAAGAUUCAGAGAAUGGAAUCUCGAAUUAUCGUUGUAAACACCUUCCCCAGGACAGGUGCAUUGAUCUUUGAGGAAGCUCAGAGACUCGGCAUGAUAGAGAAAGGUUAUGUCUGGAUAGCUACCACCUGGCUGUCUGCUCUGCUUGAUGCAUCGUGGCCGUUGCCUACCGAGACAGCCAAAUCUCUCAGAGGAGUUCUUACGCUUCGUCUUCACACUCCCGAUUCAAGAAAGAAACGGGAUUUCAUGGCACGGUGGAACAAGCUGAGUAAUGGAUCUGUUGGGUUUAAUGUUAAUGCCCUCUAUGCCUAUGAUACUGUCUGGAUCGUCGCUCAGGCUAUCAAGACUCUUCUUGAUUCCGGAGGAAAUAUUUCUUUUUCCAACGACACGAAUCUGAUGAAACUGGAGGGCGGGGCACUGAAUCUAGCUGCAUUGAGCAUCUUUGAUCAAGGAUCACAACUACUCAAGAAUGUCCUGAAAACAAAGAUGUCUGGUCUUACUGGUCAGAUACAGUUUAAUUCCGACAGAUCGAUGCUACAGCCGUCGUAUGACAUUAUCAACGUUCUUGAUGAUGGGUUUCGGGAGAUAGGAUACUGGUCCAACCAUUCCGGGCUUUCUGUCGUGCCUCCAGAGCCAUUUUACCACAGCCCUCCUAACCGUUCGAGCUCAAACCAGCAUCUGAACAAUGUAACUUGGCCCGGCGGAACUUCCGUGACGCCUCGUGGAUGGGUUUUCCCGAACAACGGGAGAAAAUUGAGAAUCGGUGUUCCUAACCGGGCGAGUUUCAAGGAUUUUGUACAGAGAAUCAACGGCAGCAGCAACAAAGUGCAAGGGUAUUGCAUAGAGAUAUUCGAAAGAGCGGUAAAACUGCUUCCUUACGCUGCUCCUCACGAGUUCAUCCUGUUUGGAGACGGUAUCAAGAACCCGAACUACAACGAACUCGUCAACAAGAUCACCACCGGGGUAUUUGAUGCAGUCGUAGGAGAUGUAGCCAUUGUCACGAAACGGACGAGGGUGGUGGAUUUUACUCAGCCGUAUAUAGAGUCGGGGCUUGUCGUGAUUGCGCCCGUCACGAAGCUGAACAGAAAUGCCUGGGCAUUCUUACGGCCGUUUACCCCGCAAAUGUGGGCUGUAACCGCGGCUUUUUUCAUUAUCGUCGGGGUAGUUAUAUGGAUUCUUGAACAUCGAAUCAAUGACGAGUUCCGGGGGCCGCCGAGGAGACAAAUCAUGACCAUCUUGUGGUUCAGCUUCUCGACCAUGUUUUUCUCCCACAGAGAAAACACAGUGAGUACGCUCGGGCGAAUGGUGCUACUCAUCUGGCUUUUCGUGGUUCUGAUCAUCACCUCGAGCUACACAGCGAGCCUGACGUCGAUUCUCACGGUCCAACAGCUGAUCUCGCCGAUAAAAGGAGUAGACACACUCAUCAGCAGCACGGGCCGGAUCGGCUUCCAGAUCGGUUCCUUUGCCGAAAACUACAUGGUUGAUGAGCUGAACAUCGCGAAAUCCAGACUCAUUCCCCUCAGCUCUCCCGAAGAAUUCGCAGCUGCUCUCGAGAACGGUACGGUUUCCGCUAUCGUCGACGAACGUCCCUACGUCGACCUCUUCCUCUCCGAUUACUGCAAUUUCGCUAUCAGAGGCCAAGAAUUCACCAGAAGCGGCUGGGGAUUUGCGUUCCCGAGAGACUCUCCGUUGGCAGUUGACUUGUCGACCGCGAUCCUAAGCCUGUCUGAAAGCGGACAGCUUCAGAAGAUCCACGACAAAUGGCUGUCGAAAUCUAACUGCAGUGACCCGCAAGACUCGCAACUAGCUAACUCAGAACAGCUUAACCUUCACAGCUUCUGGGGAUUGUUCCUCGUGUGCGGGAUCGUUUGUUCCAUCGCUCUCUUCAUCUACUUUGGCAAGAUUGUCCACGAUUUCUGCCAGCACGUGCCCGAGGAAUCCAUAGAUUCAGCAAGAACCUCGCCUUCUAAAACACUGCAGACAUUUCUAGCCUUUGUCGAUGAAAAGGAGGAAGAAGUCAAGAGAAGGGUGAAGCGGAAAAGGGAUGACACAUGUUCGAAUGAUCACGAUGUUUCCCGAAACAGAUCCGAAAGGAUAGGAGUCGUCCAGACACCAUUGCAGUGCUGAUACAGAAGAAGAAGGUCUUGAAAGAACAGAAGCGACCAUGUUCUGUCCUGAUGAAUGAUGAUGAGCCAUUGACAAAUGAGUAGUAAGCCAAAAAGCGAUUUUGUUUAUUGCAGAUACUGAUUAGAUUAUAGCAUAACCAAGUUAGAUGCAUAAAGUUACUGUAGAAUAACUUGUAAUUGUAAGACAGAGAACCUUCAUACACUAAAGAAGAAGAAGAAGAAGAAAAAAACAAAAUCUUGGGGGCAAAUCUUGCAUCCCAUUACCUAUUUUCAACCAAAACCCAAACCUUUGUACGCUAAAGUCUCCGUCCUGAGAUGCAGAGUGUCCGUACAAAUCCUGGUCGCCCCUGAGCCGGCGACUGAUUCCGGGGAUGAAAGCUGUGAAGAUGACAGCUUUUGACGGGGGAAGCAUUCCUUGAAGUUAGGAACUUGAAGUCUUAACUGGUUGAUGUUUGGUUUUUUCUGUUACAGUUCUGUCCGAUUGAACAGAUCUUUGCUUGUGAAAUAAAUUCAGAUUUCCGUU
Molecule: messenger RNA, 4314 nt
Organism: Tarenaya hassleriana
Lineage: Eukaryota; Viridiplantae; Streptophyta; Magnoliopsida; Brassicales; Cleomaceae
Product: glutamate receptor 3.1
Exons: 6
Coding region: 1024-3792 (922 amino acids)
Cellular component (GO): plasma membrane
Molecular function (GO): glutamate-gated receptor activity
Source: RefSeq, a predicted model, not a curated record